AGGUCUAGUUUCAGCACUCGCACUAAAACACAACAUUAACACACCUACAUCCUGCUACUUUUUUGGAUUACUGUUUUGAUGGCGACAUUUCUGACUUUCUGCGUUUUAAUAACCACGUUUUGUACGACCGUAAUCUGGGCUGAAGCAAGUAAAGAAGAGCUGCGAACACUCAAUCGACAGAAAAGAGAAUGGAUCAUCCCUCCAAAGAAACUGAUCGAGAAUGUGGAUUAUACCAGUAAUGAAUUCAUUGCCAAAAUCCGAUCGGAUGAAGAGAUGAGGACGGAUGUCGAAUAUUCUCUAAUAGGAGCUGCAGUGGACGAGGGAUUAUUCAGCGUAGACAGAAAGAAUGGUUACGUCAAGAUCCAUGGCAUCUUGGACAGAGAGAAAACCGCUAGUUAUGAACUCAAAGGGAGAGCUAUGCUAAGAAAUGGAGAACUUGCUGAAAGGGACCUCGAUUUGAGAAUCAUAGUUGUAGACCAGAAUGACAACGCCCCUGUGUUUAAAGUUCAGAUGAUUGGUUCUGUUUACGAGCUCAGUGAUGAAGACACCAGUGUAAUUGCAAUCCAAGCUGACGAUGCUGACGAGCAAGGCACGGUAUGUUCACAAAUCACCUACAGGGUUAUACAGCAGAAGCCGGCUGGAGAGAAGAUGUUCCAAAUAGACCAAUCAUCUGGUGAAAUCAAAGUCAAAAUGAACACACUGGACCGAGAGAAACAAGAAACGUACCAACUGAUCAUCACAGGUACAGACAUGAAAGGAGCCAUGGUUUAUGAUCCCCAAAACAUACCACUGACAGGAACAGGGACCGUGACCAUCAACAUACUCGAUGUCAAUGAUAACAUCCCUAUACUAGAGAAGAACUCGUACGAGGGUAGUGUGGAGGAGAAUAUCAAGAAUAUUGAAGUGAUCCGUGUUAAAGCUAUAGACAAAGAUAAGCCCCACACUGAGAACUGGGAGGUUGUGUACACCAUCAUCUCAGGGAAUGAAGCCAUUCACUUCAACAUCACCACCGACCCCAAAACUAACGAGGGCAUCCUGAUGGUCACUAAGGAGCUGGACUAUGAGGAGAGGAAAGAGUUCAAUCUGACACUGGAGGUCAACAACAAGGCAGCUUAUCACAAGUCAGUGGUUUUCAAGCCCAUAACCUUCAAUAUUAAUAUCAAAGUAGUGAACGUGCCCGAAGCCCCUCAUUUCAAACCCCCUGUCAAAGUCGUCUCCAUCUCUGAAGACCACAAAACGAUCGGCCUGAAGGAGGCCAUCACCACGUACACAGCCACGGACAGCGAUACAAUGUUAACCGCCACUGACGUCAGGUAUUUAAAAGGAGAAGAUGUGGACAGCUGGGUGAGCAUUGAUGAGAAAACAGCCGAGAUCAGACUCAACAAAUAUCCAGACCGCGAGUCCAAGUUCCUGAUCAAUGGAAUGUACUACGUCAAAAUCUUAUGCAUCACCAGUGGUACGUUAUCCAGAGAUUUUGUACCCAAAACUGCGACAGGAACUCUUGCAAUUCAGGUGGAGGAUUUCAACGACCACUGUCCGAUUCUGACCAGCUCAGACCAAACGCUGUGUUACGGCAACAGCGUAGUGUACGUCACAGCCACGGACGGGGAUAAAUACCCCAACGCAGACCCUUUUGAUUUGACAGUGGUUACCAAGGACACAAAGGAGAAAUGGAGCUCUGAGCGUCUUAAUGGAACAGGAUUCAUUUUGCGCAGCCAGGAGAUACUGUGGCCGGGACACUACACGGUUGGACUGGAUGUCCAAGACCAACAGGGAAAGUCCUGCGAGGUUCAAAAGCUUGAGGUACGAGUGUGUACAUGCACUGAGGAGCAAGUGUGCCGACCUCAGACACGGAGCAGCAGCAGCACUGUACUGGGAGCAGGUGGAGUUCUGGUACUACUGCUAGGAAUCCUGCUUCUCUUGUUGAUUCCGGUGUUUUUGCUGUUGUGUGAAUGUGGAGGAGCUGCAGCUUUCGGUAAUUUCCAGGCCUUUCCAUUCGAACAAGAACAGCAACUCAUCACCUAUCACACUGAAGGCCAAGGAGAGUUUAAGGAACUAUUAACGCUGCAUCACGUACCUGUGAAUGUAAACGGUGGCAGCAAUGGGAAAUUGGUAGCUGGAUGGGGAUCACGUGAAGACUCAAAGAAAUAUGGAUGGGAAUCUCAAGAGGAAUACAUGCAUAACCAGUGGCAUGUCGACCAGUAUAAGGGUGGCAAUGUUGCUAAAAUGGCAAUUGUAAAGGGAGGACAUCAUGAGCGUUGUACAGCGAGCAACUUCAGUUUCAUUGCUCUAUCCGAGACCUACUUAGGCAACUACUAUGCAAAGAAAGUACAAGAAAAGGCACUGCAGGAAGCUAGUAAAAACCAGGUGCUCGUGUCUAACUACGAAACCUGCAACUCAGUCACUGGCUCGUUGGAGGACAUCUGCAGCCAUCUACACGAGGACAACAAUCUGGAUUUCCUCGAUGGCCUCGGGCCUCAGUUCAAAAGGCUCGCCGAGAUUUGCUGUGGCUCGGCCAUUAAACUCGAGGUCAGCUCCACUCCCAUGCCUCCCAAAACAGUCUCCUCCAGUUCACAAUUGGGUGUCAAAGUGGAAGGUGCUGUUGAUGGUGUCCACAGUGAGGCCGCCACCGUCUCUGCAUCCAGCUCCUCCUCUACCACCCAAAUCACAACUACAGAUUAUGGAGAGAAUAUUAGCAGCGGAGGCGCCACAUCAACAACCACUGUAGGCCAAACUCUUUUCUUCCAGCAGCCAACUGUCUACCUUUCCUCUACCCCCAUGUACGUAGUGGAGCAACAUCAUCAGCCCACCUUGUUUCUGGCUUCUGCUCCAACCCUUCCCAGCCUGGGGUUGCAGCAAGCAAACACCAGAGUACUGGUGGAUCCCGGUAUUGGAGACACAGUGGUGCAUGAGUUCUCAGACCACCAUGACCAUCAGAGCACUGUUUCUGGUACUGUUCAGGUCGUAGAGAGCCAACGAAUGGAGAGCAUGGAGCCUGUGUAUGUCCUGCAGAGCUCCUCACACUCCAGCAUCAGCAAGAGUCAGAGUAUGCAAGCCACAGGGCAAAAUGGAUGGUGAUGGCUUUAGGCAAUGCAUCAGUUAUCCCAAGUGGCCUUUCACUGUCACAGCAAAAUGUGCCUCUAUUCGCAGUGCCAUAUAGUGGAACUCACAAACAGGUGUGAGAGCAAAGGGUUUCACUUAUUGAGGAAAGUUUCCCGUCAAGCUCCACCUCCGAAUGCAAGUACAAACAUGCUCACACAUUCUACAUGCAUACCCUUAUUGAAUAUUAUUAUGAAUUCAGCCAUUAGUUCUGUGAGGUUAUGCCAUAAACCUGACUGACCAGAAGAGCAAGUUUGCACCUAACAAAGAUAAAAGUAAACACCUUUUCAAGAUCCAUACAUUCAUUCAUAGUGAUGGGCAUGAGUAGUCCACUAAUUAAAUCCAUUUUAUGUAGCCUCUUAAUCAAUGUACUAUUUUAUUAUAGUUAUAAUGUUUUCGUUAUUAGCAUCAAUUGGUGCUGCUACAGAACAUGAAACAACAAAAUGUCACACGUGUGCCAAAUGUAAUCAGUAAUUGGGAAAUUGUUUGUGUAGUACUCAGCUAGAAUGUCCAUCACUAAUAAUUAGCCAGUUAGGCUUUUUUAUUAGGUUUUGACAUACUGGUCUGUAAUUCAUGUAACAGAGAGAGGUUUCCAAACAAUACAUGUAUCAUCAAUUAUUAUUAUUUCUCUCUUCAGAUAGCAGAUAGUGGUUUUUUGUUUGUUUCUCUUCUUCCUUUUUUCAUUUCUUAUCCAAUAAUGGAAAUAGAGUGCACGGCAUUUCCCUCAUAUCACUGUAUCUUCCUUAUGAAAGCUUUCCACUGAUUAAAAAUAAUGGCAUCACACACACACACACACACACACAUACACACACACACACACACAUAGACACACUAUACAAUUGCCUCAAUCAUUUAUGCACUCCUUGAGCGACAACACUGCAGUGCCACCUGCUGGAAUAAAACACUGGGUGAAUUUGUGUUGUAAGCCUGAUAAAAAUCUCUUACUGUGGUGAGAACCUAAAAAGGCAUCCUUCUUUAGAAUUUGAAAACAGCUUUUCAAACACCAGACCGAAACAUUCCCUCCCUAACCUGUAUUUGGCAGAUGCUAUGUGUUGACGGAAAUGUCUUUUGUUCACCUGUGGGUUAUUUAAAGCACGUUAUGGCACCAAGCUGUGAAGGUUCUCCCAGACUACAACCCUGACAGUCAACUUCAUCUCCGUUUAUCAGCAGUCAGAUCGUCUGUGUCCCAAACCAGUAAACCGUAGACAUGGUGUUAGACAUUAUACUAUGAUCACAGUUCAUUCUUGUAUUUUGACCCUUACUGACGUGUAGAUUGUAGUACGUGCAUGUGUGAUGAUUAAGUUAUCGCAGUGUUUGUUAGCUUGAUACCUUGUCAUUUUAAAGAAUUACGAGGGGUGAAGAAGGUGUGUGAUGGUGACAGAUUUAUGUGACUUGUUGUACAUAUGAUAACAUUAUGCGUCUUGAGUAUGUCUUUGCGUGUUGAGUAUGGGUAUUAUACGUAGAGAUCCUAUUCAUAGAAAAAAAGAUACCAAUAGUUACAAACGUUUGGCCUUUUCUCCCAGAAUUCUCAGCCAUUUUAACCAGAAAACUGGAAACUUGCUAUAUUUUUUGCAUAAUUGCGUUGUACGUAUUUCAUUAUAUGUUCUGACCGACUGCUGUAGCUAAGAUUAAUGUAGUACUUGAUAAUACAAGUGUGGUGAGUGAGGUUUUUUAAAAUUCCACCCCCAAGUGCCUCUGAAGGAAUUCUGACCAAUCCUGCCUGUUCCCAAAAGAAUUCUGAGUAAUCCCUCCCACUCCUGCAGGAAGUGUGACUAAUCCUGCCAACCGUGGAAGGAAAUCUGUCAUAAUCCUACCCAUUCCUGAAGGAACUCUGAUCAAUCACGCCCACUCGAUUUCCAAUCUGGCUCCUUCCAGAAGGAAUUGUGACCAGUUUCGCCCACUUUGAAAGGAACUCUGUCCAAUCCUGCACACUCCUGCAGAAUGUUUCACCAAUCCUGCCCAUUCCUGAAGGAUUUCCGACCAUUCCUGCCAGCCCUUUAAGGAAUUCUGACCAAUCCUACUUGCUCCUGAAAGAAUUCUUAGUAAUCCCACCCAAUCCUUCCCACCCCAGAAGGAAUUCUGUCCAAUCCUGCCCUCUACUGGGUCACGUCAAUGCCACACUACAGUCCACAAAAUGCAUCAUGGUCUACAAAGGUGCCCUACACAAAUGUCCACCAUGAACUACAACACACAGGAACUGCGUCACAGUCACCAUCAUUUUAAUCACACGCACCUGAACUUAAUCAUAAACACUCCUAUAUAAACUCACACUAACGUACAAUGCUGUGCAAAGUAUCCGCUCAGUGUAUUUUUGCCAGACGUGACCAAGCCUUUAAUAUCCCGUGUGUUUUUGAUAUGCCUGAUAUUGAUCAAGUUUCUGUGACUAUGACCUUGCUCUCUAUGUUUUGGAUUUCUGACCAAUCCCUCCCAUUCCUGAAGGAUUUUUAACUAAUCCCGCUCAUUGUUGAAGGAUUUCCGACACCAGACCUGCCCACUGCUGCAGAAGGUUUGACCAAUGAGGAACUCUGAACCUUCGCCCACUAUGCAAUAGGUACUUUUAGAGGUGUAUUUUUUUUUUGGUGGGGGGGGUUUGCUGCUCUCUGUGGUAAAAGGGUGCAAUGUUUAAAUGUAGAGCAUGAUUGUGUUCAUAUUCUCUGUACACCUUGCCAAAAAAAUUGUUUUACAUCAAGCUUUCCAAUCACCACUGCCAAAAUUAAUGCAUGAAAUUUAUUUUAAACUGCAAUAAUAAUCAUUCAAGAUGGAGGUGUUUGUUCUGUUUAAGGAAAUGGCACAUGAACUUAAGGUAAUUUGAAUUUUUACUCCAUUUGUACUUAGUAUGAAUAUUAUUUUAUUCAAACACGACUAUGAAAAUGGGAUGUUCUUUUUAAAAAAAAAAAAAAAGUUCUUUAUAAACUUGGAAAAAGGGAAAUGAAUAAAAAUUCUGAAUUUGUAUUAACAUGCUGUAGCGCACUUGCAGUUCUAGCUGAUCCACAAGUGUCCUUGCAUAACUUGAUGUUUUGUAGUGUUUUUCUGUUUAAUUAACAAUCCAAAUAAAUGUACAGUCUAGUCUAUAGCUGAAUACAGUAUAGUACUACUGUAGUACCAGCAAAUGAGCUUCAUGGUUUCGUGCUCUGGAUUAAAAUUCAUGUUCACUUGCUUGUCAUUUUACUUGUAAACAUGCACUAGUGUUGUAGACGCGGGGAUCCUCUGUGCUCUCUAUGUCUCUGUAUAUUAAUGAUGAUGCUACACAACACUCCAUGAGAAGAUCGUUCAUUCCACUAACUAAUUCUUGACUUGCAUGAAAGGAAAGGGAACGGUGUACCUCCAACACUUAUGACUGAUCAGCAUCUGGAGACAAUAAACAUCUUAGUAAAAUGUGAUUUUAACAUCUGUGUUGA
Messenger RNA from Ictalurus punctatus (channel catfish), 6497 nucleotides. Its product is annotated as desmoglein-2-like protein. Gene Ontology annotation, cellular component: plasma membrane; desmosome. The coding region runs from base 79 to 3078 and encodes 999 amino acids. Gene Ontology annotation, molecular function: calcium ion binding. The record is from RefSeq and is a predicted model, not a curated record. NCBI's taxonomy places the organism in Eukaryota, Metazoa, Chordata, Actinopteri, Siluriformes, Ictaluridae. Gene Ontology annotation, biological process: homophilic cell-cell adhesion. The transcript is spliced from 14 exons.